UAGAGGGGACGGGAGGAGAGCCUGUAGUGGGCUGGGCGCGGCGGAGAGCGCGGCGGGCAGGUGUUUUCAUCUGGCAAAAAUGAGUGAACCUCAGCAAGUGAGUGCCCUUCCUCCACCUCCAAUGCAAUAUAUAAAAGAAUACACUGAUGAAAAUAUCCGUAAAGGCCUCGCUCCAAAGCCGCCUCCACCUGUGAAGGACAGUUAUAUGAUGUUUGGUAAUCAGUUUCAAUGUGAUGAUCUGAUUAUUCGACCUUUGGAGAGCCAGGGCAUUGAACGAUUACAUCCUAUGCAGUUUGAUCACAAGAAAGAAUUAAGAAAGCUUAAUAUGUCUAUCCUGGUGAACUUUUUGGACCUCUUGGAUAUCUUAAUAAGGAGUCCAGGGAGUAUAAAGCGAGAGGAGAAACUGGAAGACUUGAAACUGCUUUUUGUUCACGUCCAUCAUCUUAUAAAUGAGUAUCGUCCUCACCAAGCUAGGGAAACGCUGAGAGUUAUGAUGGAGGUGCAGAAACGUCAGCGUCUGGAAACAGCAGAGCGAUUUCAGAAGCACUUGGAGCGAGUUGUAGAGAUGAUUCAAAACUGCUUGGCUUCCUUGCCUGAUGAUUUGCCUCAUUCAGAGGGAGGGCUGCGAGUGAAAGUGGAAAGAAUGGAUACUGAUGAUGGUGGCAACUGUAUUGGACAGAGCGAAAAGCAGAGAGAGCGUUUGGGUGGCAAGAGAGAUCAGGUUUUAGACAAAGAUGCAGCUAUGUGUAGCAUAAUUGAUGAAAUGACAUGAAGAGAACACUUGUUUGUGAGCUUUGAGAACGCUUGUUUGAGAGGCAGAAGGGGUUCAGAGUGUAUGUAUAAUAUUUUGGUUUGCUGUCGUACAAGCUGACACAGUGUUUACUGCACACCUCUUGGAGGCUGUGAGUGACUAGACAGAUGAAAAUGUUUAAUACUUUGAGUUGCGUGUUUAUUGUUAGAAACAAAAAAGUCUACUUUUUGCUGAAUGUAUCGUGAAGUGGUAGCCACAGAUUAAAGUCAUCUUUUUCUGUUGUA
Molecule: messenger RNA, 1035 nt
Organism: Cuculus canorus (common cuckoo)
Lineage: Eukaryota; Metazoa; Chordata; Aves; Cuculiformes; Cuculidae
Gene: MED7
Product: mediator complex subunit 7
Exons: 2
Coding region: 80-772 (230 amino acids)
Biological process (GO): regulation of transcription by RNA polymerase II
Cellular component (GO): mediator complex
Molecular function (GO): transcription coregulator activity
Source: RefSeq, a predicted model, not a curated record